Caenorhabditis elegans is the source of this 13329-nucleotide messenger RNA. RefSeq names its product 63 kDa sperm flagellar membrane protein (gene ZC247.1). The record is from RefSeq and is marked reviewed. Lineage: Eukaryota; Metazoa; Nematoda; Chromadorea; Rhabditida; Rhabditidae. The coding region runs from base 1 to 13170 and encodes 4389 amino acids. The transcript is spliced from 11 exons.
AUGAGUGAUAACCCGACGCGCCAAAAUCCUCCCAGCCGAACAGGCAGAGAGCUGGAACGUCCCCGAUGGACAGUGACACGUCGCGAAGAGACACGACACUCACCGUCCAGAUCGACUUCUCCGUUUCAGUCGAGAAGCGUGACGACCACUGAGCGAGUUCAUAUCGUGCAAUUGCCGGUCAGCGAAAACUCUCAAGUGUCCCCAGCACAUAUUCUUGCCUUGUCACCCCAUGGCAAUACUUCACAGUCUGUUUCGUCAAUCGUUACAACUAACCAGGCAGAAGGUGUACCCCUGAUCGGAGCCCUGACCGCAUCUGGAGUCCCUUUGUUCAAUGGUAUUUUGUUUAAUCGUGACUCGAAACAAACAACUACAAUCAUUACGACCACCACAACGACCUAUAAAAUUUUGGAGGUCAGUGAUAGUGAUUCACUAUCAGACGAUUACGAGCUUGUCGACGACAAUACUUUAACAGUUGACAUUGACCUCACUGAAAGAGCAACAUCGCCAAGCUAUGUAAUUGUCUCAAAAAGCGAAAGCCAUGCACCGAUGUCGCCGGUAACCAAGGCCAAGCUUAACAUUGAGCUUGAAAUUCCACCUAAAACAUAUCAAACAGAAAGAAUUGAACAUGAAGUACUAGAAUCGACUAGAGACUUUACUAGUGAAAUGACAGAAUCACAGUACACAGCCGACGAUGAAAGACAACCAUCUACACCAGGAUCAGAUGAAUUUGAAAAGUUUGAUAUGGACUAUCCCAUUCAUCAAGCUUAUGACGACCAAACUGUAACAACGACUUCGAAGACUACAAACAUUGAAGAAAUUCCACUGAAUCAACACGUCGACUUGUACCAUAAUCAAUUUUUUUAUGAUCAAAUUCCUGGACCAUCUACACCAAAGCCAACAUCAAAAAAUACGAAAAAAGAAAAACACAUCAAGAAAUUUCCAUCUCAUCUUGAUUAUCCAGUGUCUGAAUCUUAUGAUGGACCACUUGAUUCAACUUCACGAGCAUCCAACAUUCAUGAUAUUCCACUCACAACGGAAGUGCAUUCAUAUCCAACUGAAUUCAGCUAUGAGAAACUGCCAGAGCAUGUCAUUCCAGUUGUGAUCGAGGAGUCAGAGAAGAAGGACGAGCCAUCACUGAAAUCUAAGAUCACUGGAUUGUUCAAGAAAUCACCAUCUCAUCUUGAUUAUCCAGUGUCUGAAUCUUAUGAUGGACCACUUGAUUCAACUUCACGAGCAUCCAACAUUCAUGAUAUUCCACUCACAACGGAAGUGCAUUCAUAUCCAACUGAAUUCAGCUAUGAGAAGCUGCCAGAGCAUGUCAUUCCAGUUGUGAUCGAGGAGACAGAGAAGAAGGACGAGCCAUCACUGAAAUCUAAGAUCACUGGAUUGUUCAAGAAAUCACCAUCUCAUCUUGAUUAUCCAGUGUCUGAAUCUUAUGAUGGACCAUUGGAAUCUACUUCACGAGCAUCGAACAUUCAUGAUAUUCCACUCACAACGGAAGUGCAUUCAUAUCCAACUGAAUUCAGCUAUGAGAAGCAGCCUGAGCAUGUCAUUCCAGUUGUGAUGGAGGAGACAGAGAAGAAGGACGAGAAAUCACCAUCUCAUCUUGAUUAUCCAGUGUCUGAAUCUUAUGAUGGACCAUUGGAAUCUACUUCACGAGCAUCCAACAUUCAUGAUAUUCCACUCACAACGGAAGUGCAUUCAUAUCCAACUGAAUUCAGCUAUGAGAAACUGCCAGAGCAUGUCAUUCCAGUUGUGAUCGAGGAAUCGGAGAAGAAGGACGAGCCAUCACUGAAAUCUAAGAUCACUGGAUUGUUCAAGAAAUCUCCAUCUCAUCUUGAUUAUCCAGUGUCUGAAUCUUAUGAUGGACCAUUGGAAUCUACUUCACGAGCAUCCAACAUUCAUGAUAUUCCACUCACAACGGAAGUGCAUUCAUAUCCAACUGAAUUCAGCUAUGAGAAACUGCCAGAGCAUGUCAUUCCAGUUGUGAUCGAGGAAUCGGAGAAGAAGGACGAGCCAUCACUGAAAUCUAAGAUCACUGGAUUGUUCAAGAAAUCACCAUCUCAUCUUGAUUAUCCAGUGUCUGAAUCUUAUGAUGGACCAUUGGAAUCUACUUCACGAGCAUCGAACAUUCAUGAUAUUCCACUCACAACGGAAGUGCAUUCAUAUCCAACUGAAUUCAGCUAUGAGAAGCAGCCUGAGCAUGUCAUUCCAGUUGUGAUCGAGGAGACAGAGAAGAAGGACGAGCCAUCACUGAAAUCUAAGAUCACUGGAUUGUUCAAGAAAUCACCAUCUCAUCUUGAUUAUCCAGUGUCUGAAUCUUAUGAUGGACCAUUGGAAUCUACUUCACGAGCAUCGAACAUUCAUGAUAUUCCACUCACAACGGAAGUGCAUUCAUAUCCAACUGAAUUCAGCUAUGAGAAGCUGCCAGAGCAUGUCAUUCCAGUUGUGAUCGAGGAAUCGGAGAAGAAGGACGAGCCAUCACUGAAAUCUAAGAUCACUGGAUUGUUCAAGAAAUCUCCAUCUCAUCUUGAUUAUCCAGUGUCUGAAUCUUAUGAUGGACCAUUGGAAUCUACUUCACGAGCAUCGAACAUUCAUGAUAUUCCACUCACAACGGAAGUGCAUUCAUAUCCAACUGAAUUCAGCUAUGAGAAACUGCCAGAGCAUGUCAUUCCAGUUGUGAUCGAGGAAUCGGAGAAGAAGGACGAGCCAUCACUGAAAUCUAAGAUCACUGGAUUGUUCAAGAAAUCACCAUCUCAUCUUGAUUAUCCAGUGUCUGAAUCUUAUGAUGGACCACUUGAUUCAACUUCACGAGCAUCCAACAUUCAUGAUAUUCCACUCACAACGGAAGUGCAUUCAUAUCCAACUGAAUUCAGCUAUGAGAAGCUGCCAGAGCAUGUCAUUCCAGUUGUGAUCGAGGAAUCGGAGAAGAAGGACGAGCCAUCACUGAAAUCUAAGAUCACUGGAUUGUUCAAGAAAUCACCAUCUCAUCUUGAUUAUCCAGUGUCUGAAUCUUAUGAUGGACCAUUGGAAACUACUUCACGAGCAUCGAACAUUCAUGAUAUUCCACUCACAACGGAAGUGCAUUCAUAUCCAACUGAAUUCAGCUAUGAGAAACUGCCAGAGCAUGUCAUUCCAGUUGUGAUCGAGGAAUCGGAGAAGAAGGACGAGCCAUCACUGAAAUCUAAGAUCACUGGAUUGUUCAAGAAAUCACCAUCUCAUCUUGAUUAUCCAGUGUCUGAAUCUUAUGAUGGACCAUUGGAAACUACUUCACGAGCAUCGAACAUUCAUGAUAUUCCACUCACAACGGAAGUGCAUUCAUAUCCAACUGAAUUCAGCUAUGAGAAGCAGCCUGAGCAUGUCAUUCCAGUUGUGAUCGAGGAGACAGAGAAGAAGGACGAGCCAUCACUGAAAUCUAAGAUCACUGGAUUGUUCAAGAAAUCACCAUCUCAUCUUGAUUAUCCAGUGUCUGAAUCUUAUGAUGGACCACUUGAUUCAACUUCACGAGCAUCCAACAUUCAUGAUAUUCCAUUCACAACGGAAGUGCAUUCAUAUCCAACUGAAUUCAGCUAUGAGAAGCUGCCAGAGCAUGUCAUUCCAGUUGUGAUCGAGGAAUCGGAGAAGAAGGACGAGCCAUCACUGAAAUCUAAGAUCACUGGAUUGUUCAAGAAAUCACCAUCUCAUCUUGAUUAUCCAGUGUCUGAAUCUUACGAUGGACCAUUGGAAUCUACUUCACGAGCAUCCAACAUUCAUGAUAUUCCACUCACAACGGAAGUGCAUUCAUAUCCAACUGAAUUCAGCUAUGAGAAACUGCCAGAGCAUGUCAUUCCAGUUGUGAUCGAGGAAUCGGAGAAGAAGGACGAGCCAUCACUGAAAUCUAAGAUCACUGGAUUGUUCAAGAAAUCACCAUCUCAUCUUGAUUAUCCAGUGUCUGAAUCUUAUGAUGGACCAUUGGAAUCUACUUCACGAGCAUCGAACAUUCAUGAUAUUCCACUCACAACGGAAGUGCAUUCAUAUCCAACUGAAUUCAGCUAUGAGAAGCUGCCAGAGCAUGUCAUUCCAGUUGUGAUCGAGGAGACAGAGAAGAAGGACGAGCCAUCACUGAAAUCUAAGAUCACUGGAUUGUUCAAGAAAUCACCAUCUCAUCUUGAUUAUCCAGUGUCUGAAUCUUAUGAUGGACCAUUGGAAUCUACUUCACGAGCAUCGAACAUUCAUGAUAUUCCACUCACAACGGAAGUGCAUUCAUAUCCAACUGAAUUCAGCUAUGAGAAGCAGCCUGAGCAUGUCAUUCCAGUUGUGAUGGAGGAGACAGAGAAGAAGGACGAGCCAUCACUGAAAUCUAAGAUCACUGGAUUGUUCAAGAAAUCACCAUCUCAUCUUGAUUAUCCAGUGUCUGAAUCUUAUGAUGGACCAUUGGAAUCUACUUCACGAGCAUCGAACAUUCAUGAUAUUCCACUCACAACGGAAGUGCAUUCAUAUCCAACUGAAUUCAGCUAUGAGAAGCUGCCAGAGCAUGUCAUUCCAGUUGUGAUCGAGGAGACAGAGAAGAAGGACGAGCCAUCACUGAAAUCUAAGAUCACUGGAUUGUUCAAGAAAUCACCAUCUCAUCUUGAUUAUCCAGUGUCUGAAUCUUAUGAUGGACCAUUGGAAUCUACUUCACGAGCAUCGAACAUUCAUGAUAUUCCACUCACAACGGAAGUGCAUUCAUAUCCAACUGAAUUCAGCUAUGAGAAGCUGCCAGAGCAUGUCAUUCCAGUUGUGAUCGAGGAAUCGGAGAAGAAGGACGAGCCAUCACUGAAAUCUAAGAUCACUGGAUUGUUCAAGAAAUCACCAUCUCAUCUUGAUUAUCCAGUGUCUGAAUCUUAUGAUGGACCAUUGGAAUCUACUUCACGAGCAUCGAACAUUCAUGAUAUUCCACUCACAACGGAAGUGCAUUCAUAUCCAACUGAAUUCAGCUAUGAGAAGCUGCCAGAGCAUGUCAUUCCAGUUGUGAUCGAGGAGUCAGAGAAGAAGGACGAGCCAUCACUGAAAUUUAAGAUCACUGGAUUGUUCAAGAAAUCUCCAUCUCAUCUUGAUUAUCCAGUGUCUGAAUCUUAUGAUGGACCACUUGAUUCAACUUCACGAGCAUCGAACAUUCAUGAUAUUCCACUCACAACGGAAGUGCAUUCAUAUCCAACUGAAUUCAGCUAUGAGAAGCAGCCUGAGCAUGUCAUUCCAGUUGUGAUCGAGGAGACAGAGAAGAAGGACGAGCCAUCACUGAAAUCUAAGAUCACUGGAUUGUUCAAGAAAUCACCAUCUCAUCUUGAUUAUCCAGUGUCUGAAUCUUAUGAUGGACCAUUGGAAUCUACUUCACGAGCAUCGAACAUUCAUGAUAUUCCACUCACAACGGAAGUGCAUUCAUAUCCAACUGAAUUCAGCUAUGAGAAGCAGCCUGAGCAUGUCAUUCCAGUUGUGAUCGAGGAGACAGAGAAGAAGGACGAGCCAUCACUGAAAUCUAAGAUCACUGGAUUGUUCAAGAAAUCUCCAUCUCAUCUUGAUUAUCCAGUGUCUGAAUCUUAUGAUGGACCAUUGGAAUCUACUUCACGAGCAUCGAACAUUCAUGAUAUUCCACUCACAACGCUAGUGCAUUCAUAUCCAACUGAAUUCAGCUAUGAGAAGCAGCCUGAGCAUGUCAUUCCAGUUGUGAUCGAGGAGACAGAGAAGAAGGACGAGCCAUCACUGAAAUCUAAGAUCACUGGAUUGUUCAAGAAAUCACCAUCUCAUCUUGAUUAUCCAGUGUCUGAAUCUUAUGAUGGACCAUUGGAAUCUACUUCACGAGCAUCGAACAUUCAUGAUAUUCCACUCACAACGCUAGUGCAUUCAUAUCCAACUGAAUUCAGCUAUGAGAAGCAGCCUGAGCAUGUCAUUCCAGUUGUGAUCGAGGAGACAGAGAAGAAGGACGAGCCAUCACUGAAAUCUAAGAUCACUGGAUUGUUCAAGAAAUCUCCAUCUCAUCUUGAUUAUCCAGUGUCUGAAUCUUAUGAUGGACCAUUGGAAUCUACUUCACGAGCAUCGAACAUUCAUGAUAUUCCACUCACAACGGAAGUGCAUUCAUAUCCAACUGAAUUCAGCUAUGAGAAACUGCCAGAGCAUGUCAUUCCAGUUGUGAUCGAGGAAUCGGAGAAGAAGGACGAGCCAUCACUGAAAUCUAAGAUCACUGGAUUGUUCAAGAAAUCACCAUCUCAUCUUGAUUAUCCAGUGUCUGAAUCUUAUGAUGGACCACUCGACUCUACACAUCGUGCUGAUAACUUGAACGACAUCCCACUCAGCCAUGAAGUCACAUCCUACCCAACUGAAUUCAGCUAUGAGAAGCUGCCAGAGCAUGUCAUCCCAGUUGUGAUUGAAGAGACAGAAAAGAAGGACGAGCCAUCAUUGAAAUCGAAGAUCACUGGAAUGUUCAAGAAAUCUUCUGCUCAUUCUGAUUACCCGAUUUCUGAACAAUACGAUGGACCACUCGACUCUACACAUCGUGCUGAUAACUUGAACGACAUCCCACUCAGCCAUGAAGUCACAUCCUACCCAACUGAAUUCAGCUAUGAGAAGCUGCCAGAGCAUGUCAUCCCAGUUGUGAUUGAAGAGACAGAAAAGAAGGACGAGCCAUCAUUGAAAUCGAAGAUCACUGGAUUGUUCAAGAAAUCUUCUGCUCAUUCUGAUUACCCGAUUUCUGAACAAUACGAUGGACCACUCGACUCUACACAUCGUGCUGAUAACUUGAACGACAUCCCACUCAGCCAUGAAGUCACAUCCUACCCAACUGAAUUCAGCUAUGAGAAGCUGCCAGAGCAUGUCAUCCCAGUUGUGAUUGAAGAAUCGGAGAAGAAGAACGAGCCAUCAUUGAAAUCGAAGAUCACUGGAUUGUUCAAGAAAUCACCAUCACAUCUUGAUUACCCGAUUUCUGAACAAUACGAUGGACCGCUCGACUCUACACAUCGUGCUGAUAACUUGAACGACAUCCCACUCAGCCAUGAAGUCACAUCCUACCCAACUGAAUUCAGCUAUGAGAAGCUGCCAGAGCAUGUCAUCCCAGUUGUGAUUGAAGAGACAGAAAAGAAGGACGAGCCAUCAUUGAAAUCGAAGAUCACUGGAUUGUUCAAGAAAUCACCAUCACAUCUUGAUUACCCGAUUUCUGAACAAUACGAUGGACCGCUCGACUCUACACAUCGUGCUGAUAACUUGAACGACAUCCCACUCAGCCAUGAAGUCACAUCCUACCCAACUGAAUUCAGCUAUGAGAAGCUGCCAGAGCAUGUCAUCCCAGUUGUGAUUGAAGAGACAGAAAAGAAGGACGAGCCAUCAUUGAAAUCGAAGAUUACUGGAUUGUUCAAGAAGUCUUCUGCUCAUUCUGAUUACCCGAUUUCUGAUCAAUACGAUGGACCACUCGACUCUACACAUCGUGCUGAUGAUGUCCAAGAUGUUCCACUCAGCCAUGAAGUCACAUCUUACCCAACUGAAUUCAGCUAUGAGAAGCUGCCAGAGCAUGUCAUCCCAGUUGUGAUUGAAGAGACAGAAAAGAAGGACGAGCCAUCAUUGAAAUCGAAGAUCACUGGAUUGUUCAAGAAAUCUUCUGCUCAUUCUGAUUACCCGAUUUCUGAACAAUACGAUGGACCACUCGACUCUACACAUCGUGCUGAUAACUUGAACGACAUCCCACUCAGCCAUGAAGUCACAUCCUACCCAACUGAAUUCAGCUAUGAGAAGCUGCCAGAGCAUUUCAUCCCAGUUGUGAUUGAAGAAUCGGAGAAGAAGGACGAGCCAUCAUUGAAAUCGAAGAUCACUGGAUUGUUCAAGAAAUCACCAUCACAUCUUGAUUACCCGAUUUCUGAACAAUACGAUGGACCGCUCGACUCUACACAUCGUGCUGAUAACUUGAACGACAUCCCACUCAGCCAUGAAGUCACAUCCUACCCAACUGAAUUCAGCUAUGAGAAGCUGCCAGAGCAUGUCAUCCCAGUUGUGAUUGAAGAGACAGAAAAGAAGGACGAGCCAUCAUUGAAAUCGAAGAUCACUGGAAUGUUCAAGAAAUCUUCUGCUCAUUCUGAUUACCCGAUUUCUGAACAAUACGAUGGACCACUCGACUCUACACAUCGUGCUGAUAACUUGAACGACAUCCCACUCAGCCAUGAAGUCACAUCCUACCCAACUGAAUUCAGCUAUGAGAAGCUGCCAGAGCAUGUCAUCCCAGUUGUGAUUGAAGAGACAGAAAAGAAGGACGAGCCAUCAUUGAAAUCGAAGAUCACUGGAUUGUUCAAGAAAUCUUCUGCUCAUUCUGAUUACCCGAUUUCUGAACAAUACGAUGGACCACUCGACUCUACACAUCGUGCUGAUAACUUGAACGACAUCCCACUCAGCCAUGAAGUCACAUCCUACCCAACUGAAUUCAGCUAUGAGAAGCUGCCAGAGCAUUUCAUCCCAGUUGUGAUUGAAGAAUCGGAGAAGAAGGACGAGCCAUUAUUGAAAUCGAAGAUCACUGGAUUGUUCAAGAAAUCUUCUGCUCAUUCUGAUUACCCGAUUUCUGAACAAUACGAUGGACCACUCGACUCUACACAUCGUGCUGAUAACCUGAACGACAUCCCACUCAGCCAUGAAGUCACAUCCUACCCAACUGAAUUCAGCUAUGAGAAGCUGCCAGAGCAUGUCAUCCCAGUUGUGAUUGAAGAGACAGAAAAGAAGGACGAGCCAUCAUUGAAAUCGAAGAUCACUGGAAUGUUCAAGAAAUCUUCUGCUCAUUCUGAUUACCCGAUUUCUGAACAAUACGAUGGACCACUCGACUCUACACAUCGUGCUGAUAACUUGAACGACAUCCCACUCAGCCAUGAAGUCACAUCCUACCCAACUGAAUUCAGCUAUGAGAAGCUGCCAGAGCAUUUCAUCCCAGUUGUGAUUGAAGAAUCGGAGAAGAAGGACGAGCCAUCAUUGAAAUCGAAGAUCACUGGAUUGUUCAAGAAAUCUUCUGCUCAUUCUGAUUACCCGAUUUCUGAACAAUACGAUGGACCACUCGACUCUACACAUCGUGCUGAUAACUUGAACGACAUCCCACUCAGCCAUGAAGUCACAUCCUACCCAACUGAAUUCAGCUAUGAGAAGCUGCCAGAGCAUGUCAUCCCAGUUGUGAUUGAAGAGACAGAAAAGAAGGACGAGCCAUCAUUGAAAUCGAAGAUCACUGGAUUGUUCAAGAAAUCUUCUGCUCAUUCUGAUUACCCGAUUUCUGAACAAUACGAUGGACCACUCGACUCUACACAUCGUGCUGAUAACUUGAACGACAUCCCACUCAGCCAUGAAGUCACAUCCUACCCAACUGAAUUCAGCUAUGAGAAGCUGCCAGAGCAUGUCAUCCCAGUUGUGAUUGAAGAGACAGAAAAGAAGGACGAGCCAUCAUUGAAAUCGAAGAUUACUGGAUUGUUCAAGAAGUCUUCUGCUCAUUCUGAUUACCCGAUUUCUGAUCAAUACGAUGGACCACUCGACUCUACACAUCGUGCUGAUGAUGUCCAAGAUGUUCCACUCAGCCAUGAAGUCACAUCUUACCCAACUGAAUUCAGCUAUGAGAAGCUGCCAGAGCAUGUCAUCCCAGUUGUGAUUGAAGAGACAGAAAAGAAGGACGAGCCAUCAUUGAAAUCGAAGAUCACUGGAUUGUUCAAGAAAUCUUCUGCUCAUUCUGAUUACCCGAUUUCUGAACAAUACGAUGGACCACUCGACUCUACACAUCGUGCUGAUAACUUGAACGACAUCCCACUCAGCCAUGAAGUCACAUCCUACCCAACUGAAUUCAGCUAUGAGAAGCUGCCAGAGCAUUUCAUCCCAGUUGUGAUUGAAGAGACAGAAAAGAAGGACGAGCCAUCAUUGAAAUCGAAGAUCACUGGAUUGUUCAAGAAAUCUUCUGCUCAUUCUGACUACCCGAUUUCUGAACAAUACGAUGGACCACUCGACUCUACACAUCGUGCUGAUAACUUGAACGACAUCCCACUCAGCCAUGAAGUCACAUCCUACCCAACUGAAUUCAGCUAUGAGAAGCUGCCAGAGCAUGUCAUCCCAGUUGUGAUUGAAGAGACAGAAAAGAAGGACGAGCCAUCAUUGAAAUCGAAGAUCACUGGAAUGUUCAAGAAAUCUUCUGCUCAUUCUGAUUACCCGAUUUCUGAACAAUACGAUGGACCACUCGUCUCUACACAUCGUGCUGAUAACUUGAACGACAUCCCACUCAGCCAUGAAGUCACAUCCUACCCAACUGAAUUCAGCUAUGAGAAGCUGCCAGAGCAUGUCAUCCCAGUUGUGAUUGAAGAGACCGAAAAGAAGGACGAGCCCUCCUUGAAAUCGAAGAUCACUGGAUUGUUCAAGAAAUCUUCUGCUCAUUCUGAUUACCCGAUUUCUGAACAAUACGAUGGACCACUCGACUCUACACAUCGUGCUGAUAACUUGAACGACAUCCCACUCAGCCAUGAAGUCACAUCCUACCCAACUGAAUUCAGCUAUGAGAAGCUGCCAGAGCAUUUCAUCCCAGUUGUGAUUGAAGAAUCGGAGAAGAAGGACGAGCCACCAUUGAAAUCGAAGAUCACUGGAUUGUUCAAGAAAUCUUCUGCUCAUUCUGAUUACCCGAUUUCUGAACAAUACGAUGGACCACUCGACUCUACACAUCGUGCUGAUAACUUGAACGACAUCCCACUCAGCCAUGAAGUCACAUCCUACCCAACUGAAUUCAGCUAUGAGAAGCUGCCAGAGCAUGUCAUCCCAGUUGUGAUUGAAGAGACAGAAAAGAAGGACGAGCCAUCAUUGAAAUCGAAGAUCACUGGAUUGUUCAAGAAAUCUUCUGCUCAUUCUGAUUACCCGAUUUCUGAACAAUACGAUGGACCACUCGACUCUACACAUCGUGCUGAUAACCUGAACGACAUCCCAUUCAGCCAUGAAGUCACAUCUUACCCAACUGAAUUCAGCUAUGAGAAGCUGCCAGAGCAUGUCAUCCCAGUUGUGAUUGAAGAGACAGAAAAGAAGGACGAGCCAUCAUUGAAAUCGAAGAUCACUGGAUUGUUCAAGAAAUCACCAUCACAUCUUGAUUAUCCAAUUUCUGAGCAAUACGAUGGACCACUCGACUCUACACAUCGUUCUGAUAACCUGAACGACAUCCCACUCAGCCAUGAAGUCACAUCCUACCCAACUGAAUUCAGCUAUGAGAAGCUGCCAGAGUAUGUCAUCCCAGUUGUGAUUGAAGAAUCGGAGAAGAAGGACGAGCCAUCAUUGAAAUUGAAGAUUACUGGAUUGUUCAAGAAGUCUUCUGCUCAUUCUGAUUACCCGAUUUCUGAUCAAUACGAUGGACCACUCGACACUACACAUCGUGCUGAUGAUGUUCAAGAUGUUCCACUCAGCCAUGAAGUCACAUCUUACCCAACUGAAUUCAGCUAUGAGAAGCUGCCAGAGUAUGUCAUCCCAGUUGUGAUUGAAGAAUCGGAGAAGAAGGACGAGCCAUCAUUGAAAUUGAAGAUUACUGGAUUGUUCAAGAAGUCUUCUGCUCAUUCUGAUUACCCGAUUUCUGAUCAAUACGAUGGACCACUCGACACUACACAUCGUGCUGAUGAUGUUCAAGAUGUUCCCCUCAGCCAUGAAGUCACAUCCUACCCAACUGAAUUCAGCCGUGCCAAACUGCAAGAUGUUGCUCAAACUAUUGAAAAAGACACCGGAGACCAAUAUUCUAACGUUGCUCUCGGAAAAAGGUCUGAUUCAAAUUCAUCAAUCGAGAAGUUGUCAAGUGGUGUGUCACUUCUUAUGUUCAAAGAUACUGCCGCAUUAAGAGGAUCGGGUAACAGUGAGAUGUUCAAAGCCGUUCCAGCUGUUUCAGAAGUUUCUGAGUCUAAUCUGAGUCGUCACAUUUAUACUCGACGAGAAACUGAAAUCAUGGAUCCUGCACACUCUGCCUGCUCUGUUUUCAGUCAUACAGAAAUCCGUCAUCAAGGCAACAACUCUGACGAUCAUGUUAUUGAUAUUGAAACUAGUGAUGGAUAUCAACCGAUUCCAGAAAACAUUCACCAACGGGGUUCAGAUGGAACCAGUAAACCAAGUUACAUGUGGUCCAAAUACGAAACUGAGAAAUCACGAUUAUCGAGACGCGAACCUACUUUGCCAUCUGAAAACAUUUUGAAUGCAUCAGAUUUGCCUGAACAUCAUCUUUAUUCUUAUUCGGAAACUGAUACAAUUCAUCGAUCAUCACUAGCAAACAAAUCUUCACCUGCUUCUAUUGACAAACAUCCAGACUUUGAUAUCUCCUUCAACAUCAUUCCACAAGAAAGGCCUAAAGAAGAUCUUGGUUUUUCUGUUUCAAUCAGCGCGAGAAGUCCGUUGCCACCGCUAACAAUUGAUGAAUCGCCUCAACUCCUGUCAGUUGAGAAUCUGAUUCAUUCGCACUCAUCACCACGGCAACGCAGACUAUCGCCACACACAUGGACAACUGUUCGGGAGACAUCGGAAGUCAGUUACAUCAAGAGAGUAACUGUUACUAGUUCAACUGAUUAUGGAAAGAACCAAGCAACAUUGAGAAGAGAUAGAUCACCUAUUCAAGCAGUUGCUAGGCACGUUCAUUCCUUCCCAAGUACUUCACAUCAAUCUGCAAGUACAACAUGUAGAUGGACAACAUUUGAUGAUCCAGCACUUCAAGUUCAUCAUCCCAUCUAUCCACCUUCGCAAAGCCUUUAUAAAUCAACACCCAAAACUGAAAGAGCUUCUUAUCUUACUAAUGGAGAAAGCUCGACUCAAACUCAACGCAAUGGAGCUGCAAAUUGUCACAAUGGCAAUGGAGCAACUCGAAGUUACGGAAAAGUUCGUGAGAUUCAUGCUCACGAUCGCACAGAAGUUUUACGAGACACUGAAGUACGACAUCAUCGUCGUGAAGACGUUUUCACUGUAGGCACACCGUUUGUCAUGGGACGGGUUGAAGCCGAUGAAAGAGGAAAUGAAUAUCUCAGAUAUAAUCGCCAUGAAGAACUACCAAUGAUUGAAGACGGCGCCAUGGAAUGCCGUCGAUCAACCGUUCGCGCCAGACUCAGGGAAAUGGACGAAGUUCGGUUGGUUGGCGAGCGGGAGGAAAUUGAGCGUCAGCGACGACCAAUUCGCCGAGCAAGACAACGCGUUCGAAACAUUUGCACCAUGCUUUAAACAUUUCACGAACUAUUUAAAAAAUCGACACGAACUGGAUUGCACAUAAUAUCAUUUUCAUUUUCUCUACACACAUUAUUUCUCAUAUACCAUAAUAUUGUCUUUCGCUCGGUUAUUUUUCCUUUUCAAAUUUUCGCAGAAUAAACUAAUUAAAAAAAA